AUGCGUCUUCUGUUGGGGGUGGCAAAUACUGCUCCAUCAUGACUCUUUCAAUGGCUGAGCAGACCAUGUAGACAGAGUUACGAACAGUUGUCACGCCAAGACGAUAGCUGAAUGCAAGGCUCUCAAAUGAAUCUCCAGAUGCCAAAUACCUGUAUAGACAGAAAAAGAGAAGCUGAGUCAAAUCUAAAUGUUUGUUUCUUUUGCAGUGAAAUGGGUUAUUGCCAAGUGGAGAACCCUGAGAGAUGGUUAUGUGAAGGCACGAAACAGGGUUGCAAAUCUCCCAAGUGGCUCCAAAGCAGAGGCUGUGAGGGAACAUAAAUAUGCCAAGUUGAUGGCAUUCUUGGACCCAUACAUACAGUCCAGAAGUUCAAGGAGCAAUUUGGACCUGCUGCAACCAGCUGCAUGGCAGGAAUCAGACAUCCACCCUACCCCACCAACAGAUGUCUGCACUGAAAAACAGAGGCCAAGUUCAGCAGCAUCCACCUCAGGCCAGUGUGCGUUGAGCAUAACAGAAAGGCCUUCAAGGUCACGUAGCCCAAGAGCCCCGGCCACAUCACAGCCCAAUGCAUCUGGACGAGCCACAAAAAAACCAGACAUUGCUGAUCGCCUGCUGAGCAUCCUGAAUGAGCCACAGACUCCCCAUGUACCUGUGAGUCUGGCUGAUGAGUCUUAUCAUUUUGCACUGAGCAUUGUGCCAAUGCUUAUAAGGCUCAGUAGUGCAAACAGACAGAAGGCCAAGGUCACCAUUUUGGAGACUUUGUCCAGUCUGGAAGAGUCAGAGUCAACAGCCAACACCACCCUUGCCCCCACCACUAGUGUUGUUGUCCUCAUGCAGUUCACAGGGAGUUUGCAGAAAUGCAACCCCAACCCCCUCCCCAUCAUAUUCCUCAGUGAUUAUCCCUUCAAGGCAGCUGUGGCCUGCUGGACAGGCAUCAGUUUCCUUUACCCCCCGCCCUUCAAAAUGCCCAACACCCCCCGGUAGUACUACCCAUUAUGUGAGUCCUUUCAGAAGGAUGCUCUCUAAAACGGAUUCUGCAGAUUAGAUGGA
Molecule: messenger RNA, 1048 nt
Organism: Cyprinodon tularosa
Lineage: Eukaryota; Metazoa; Chordata; Actinopteri; Cyprinodontiformes; Cyprinodontidae
Exons: 2
Coding region: 188-982 (264 amino acids)
Biological process (GO): regulation of transcription by RNA polymerase II
Cellular component (GO): nucleus; transcription regulator complex
Molecular function (GO): DNA binding
Source: RefSeq, a predicted model, not a curated record